AUGGGUGUCCAGGGCCUGUGGAAGAUCGUCGGCCCUGUCGCGCGGCCCAUCACCCUCGAGUCGCUCGAGGACAAGCGGCUCGCUAUCGACGCGAGCAUCUGGCUGUACCAGUUCCAGAUGGCCAUGCGCGACCGCAAGACGGGCGACACGCUCCACGGAGCCCACAUCAUGGGCACGUUCAGGCGGGUUCUCAAGCUCCUGUUCCACGGCAUCAAGCCCGUCUUUGUCUUUGACGGCGACGCUCCCAUGCUCAAGAAGCGCACCAUCGAGAACCGCAAGCGACGCAAGCAGGGUGCCGGGACCGACCUCGCCAAGACGGCGCAGAAGCUCCUGUCGGCGCAGCUUCGCACGCGCGACGCGGCAGCAGUCGCGGCGGGGCGCGCGGCCAUGUUGGACGUCGACACGGGCGAGCAGAUCGGCGAGGACGCCGUCUACCUCGAGGACCUCGACAAGCCGGCCUCGCCCCUCAAGCCGGCCCGCAAGGACGUGCUGCGCGACGAGUACGCGCUCCCGCAGAUCGAGGGCUCGCUCGCGGCGCGCGCCAAGAUGUCGGACCCGCGCAUC
Messenger RNA from Rhodotorula graminis WP1, 564 nucleotides. RefSeq lists its product as uncharacterized. The annotation marks the transcript as partial. The record is from RefSeq and is a predicted model, not a curated record. Gene Ontology annotation, molecular function: DNA endonuclease activity; single-stranded DNA binding. Gene Ontology annotation, biological process: nucleotide-excision repair. NCBI's taxonomy places the organism in Eukaryota, Fungi, Basidiomycota, Microbotryomycetes, Sporidiobolales, Sporidiobolaceae. Gene Ontology annotation, cellular component: nucleus. The transcript has 4 exons.